AUGGAGACAACUCGACCACCAAAGCCCCACUGGCGCAUAUACUGGUUCGCUCUCGUACUCUGCUGCGGCGGAGCCUUAUUCGGUUAUGACUCGGGGGUAAUUGGCGGAGUCCUAACAUUCCCCACCUUCACAGCGUCCUUCUCAAUCCUCCCCACCGACAAAACCCGCACAAGCGCGAUCGCCGUAGGAAUCCAACAAGCGGGCGCAUUCGCCGGCUGCUUCCUAAUCUGGCCGAUAACAAACCGCUACGGACGCCGUCUCGCAAUGGGACUAUGUUCCAUAAUCUUUAGCAUCGGCGUAAUCCUCGAAACGAUUGACUCGCAUUCUCUCUCUGUAUUCUACGUCGGACGCGUGAUCUGCGGACUAGGCAUUGGCGGUUCCGCGACCGUCAUCCCGAUCUACAUGUCCGAGAUGAGUCCGAAAGAAAUCCGCGGUCAGUUGGGGAGUUGUUAUCAGCUAACGUACACGGUUGGGAUCCUUGUUUCGUACUGGGUUGAUUAUGGAGUUAAGGGGAUGGGAGAGGAGGCUGGGGCGCGGCAGUGGCAGAUUCCUGUUGGAUUGCAGCUUGUGCCUGGCGUUUUGAUGGGGGUUGGUAUGUUUGGUGUCGCUGAGAGUGUUAGGUGGUUACUUGGAGUUGGGAGGGAGGCGGAGGCGUGGGAUUGUCUUGUUUGGAUUCGGGGUGGGGAUGGGGAGGGGGUUAGGGGGGAGUUUGAGGAUAUGAGACGGGGGUUGGAGGAGGAGAGGGAUGCAAGGGAUGGGUUUCAAGUUUGGGAGUUGGUUGAAAGGGGGAAUUUGAAGAGGAUGGGGAUUGCUGCGGGCUUGUUUCUUGCGCAGCAGUCGACGGGCUCGACGGCGUUGGCGUAUUUCGGGCCGCAGUUCUUUGAGUUGCUUGUUGGAGAUGGGGAUCGGACGCUUUUGUUGACGGGGAUUUUUGGCGCGAUUAAGGUCGUCGCUUGUUUGGUUUUUGUGGUGUUUUUGUCUGAUCGUUUUGGGAGACGGCCCUUAUUGGCCGGUGGUGCGGCGUUUAUGGCGGUUUGUAUGAUUGCCACUGCGGCGGUUGUGAAGUCUUAUCCCCAGCCUGGUGAUGGGACGGUUACUUCUUCGGGAAUUGCCACGGUCGCCCUGAUAUACCUCGAUAUCAUCGCUUACAACUUCAGUUGGGGUCCGUUGCCGUGGCCGUGUGCGAGUGAGAUCUUCCCUACGCGCAUUCGGGAGCCCGGCGUUGCGUUCGGUGUUGGAUCGCAGUGGUUGUUCAAUUUUGUGUGGAGUUUCUCGACGCCAUAUAUCCAGGAGAGCCUAGGAUGGGGUACAUUCUUGCUCUUUGGACUGCUGGAUGUGGUGAUUGUGGGCUUUACUUACUUCUGUCUGAAGGAGACGGCUGGGAAGUCCCUCGAGGAGAUCAAUGGGAUGUUCGAUGCUCAUCCGGACGCCGAGCAUGGGUGGAAAGAUCCUUUGAAUGAUGAUGCCACCGCAUCACAGGUACCCGCUGAAAGGUAUCAGGACGCACAGAUCGAUACCGUUGAAUCGGUCUCCAAGCAUAAGGCUGUGCAUGUCGAGUCAACCGCCGGACGGUCUUGA
Penicillium egyptiacum is the source of this 1578-nucleotide messenger RNA. The record is from the annotation of a GenBank genome assembly. Lineage: Eukaryota; Fungi; Ascomycota; Eurotiomycetes; Eurotiales; Aspergillaceae.